AUGGCACCUUCUAACCAUCUCAUGUGGAAACUCAAGGGAAGCACAGGACAAUUUAACCACUUAUCGACAGUGACACUGCCAUGCCAAGUUAGCGUAGUGAGAGAGAAACUUAAAGUCAACUUCGGACUCUCAGAGUCAACACAUAUAGACUUUGUAGUGUACCUUGAAAGUGACCCAGAUGCUGUUCUGUCAGACCAAUACACGCUAAAACCAAACUCGAGAGUAUAUACGAGAAGAUGCACAGCUGAAGAAGCAUCGUUACUGAUUGCAGAAGCCAACUCAGUGUACGUACCAGAUGAUGACCUAGAAGAAGAAACAUUUGGUUUUGAAGACGAAGGGGAUAUGGACGAACUGUUCAAAAUACCAGAGUCACUACCUGAAGAAGAAAAUCAGUCAGCUGACAAAAAAGAUGAAGAAGAGUCCAGAAUUAGAGAAUUAAUUCAACAACAAAAGACACAUGAAAGUGGAAGACCACAAGUUCAACUUGAAUACUAUAAAAAGAUGGCUCAAAUGCCUCCACAAAACUACCAAUCAAACGUUCCUAACACACAAACUAGUAAUUCUAACUCUUUAGCGCCAAGUCCAUACGACACUACAGACACUAGUUAUUUAAGCCAGAACUACAUUUGUCAUAUGUGUGGACAAAGAGGCCAUAAUAUAAAGGAUUGUACGGUUAUGGACGGCAAGAGGCUUUCGAAGAAAAUAAGACCAUCAACUGGAAUACCUACAGACUUUCUCACUCCAAUACCCUCAUCAGAUGUUCCAAAAUACGACGAAGUUUACAUUCUAAAAGACGGUUCUUUUGCAAUUAUGCGUGAAAUCGAGUCGGUUUCCGGAGGAGCUUUUUUUACAAAGACAGUCGAUCAAAGAAUACAAACUCAGCUUGGAAUAAGUGAAAAGGACGCACAUUCAUUAUCUAAGGGAUUCAAGUGUACCAUAUGCUUAUGUUAUUUCAAUAAUCCAGUAACUACUCUAUGCUGUGGAGAAACUUUCUGCCUCGAUUGCAUAAUAGGGAAAAAGAAUCCUACUUUCAACACCAAUAUUGUCUGUCCAACUUGUAGAAAAUCCAUUAAAAUGACUGAUCUUCAAUCGAAUACUUCUCUGAAAAAGGCAGUUCAGUCUCUUAUUUUAGGAAAUGUGGAUGUAUUGAAAAACGUCAACAAGGAAAAAGAAACUAAAAAGGAGCCGGAAAAAGAAGAGAAGGUUCAAAAAUUUUGUGGGAUCAACAUUGAAAGUUUAAAGAGGUACUUGACAUACAUAAUUAUCUACCUUCAGGCAAAAGAUAAUGGUUGA
Molecule: messenger RNA, 1293 nt
Organism: Theileria annulata
Lineage: Eukaryota; Apicomplexa; Aconoidasida; Piroplasmida; Theileriidae
Exons: 3
Coding region: 1-1293 (430 amino acids)
Molecular function (GO): nucleic acid binding; zinc ion binding
Source: RefSeq, a predicted model, not a curated record